ACCGUUCAUCAGGUUUAUAUUUUAUUGUACACUGUGCAGCUGUGACAACAUAGUCUCAGCGUCUGGCUUACCCAUUAGCUUGUCUCCACUUUGGUUUAACCGUUUAGCUGCUAUUCAGCUGCUGUUAGCUAGCUAGCAUGUUUUACUAAGAGUGCUUUGGAUAAACCUGGUGUUUUCAAAUGUAGGUGUAGGUGCUGUGUACGGACUCCGACGAGGACGUGAUUUUUGUUUCAGAGAAGUCUGCAUCUAAGUCCCAAGAGAUCUGUAUUGACGAGGAGAAGCGAUUAGCCCUACAAAAAGACAUUGAUCAGGAGUCUCUUCCCUGGCAAUCAGUCAAACCCUCGACAAACCAGAGGUCUGUUGCUGUGGAGAGUCCAGUGGAAAUGGUGAAAAUGAAGACAGAAGAAGACAAGAGUGAGGAGAAUUGUAUUAAGAAAGAGAGGAAAUGCAAGAAAGGACAAGUCUAUGACGAUGGGAGCCUAGCAGAAGUGAAAAAAGCAAAGAAGAAAAGCAAAAAAAAGGAAACUGUGGUUAUAGAAGAAGAGUUGUGGGAUGGAGUUGGUGAAAAGGAGGAGAAGAAAAAAAAGAAGAAGAAGAAAGUUGUUCAUGAAUCUCUGAACAAUGCCAAUGGUUCUGAUGUCACAGAGUUAGCAAAAGACGAAGGAGUCAGCAAAAAGAAGAAGAAGAAGAAGCAGCUGGCUGAUAAUAUCAGUCAAGUGGAAAUUGCAAUUACAAGUUCAGUGAAAGAAGAAGUGGAAAAGAAACAAAGGAAAGAGAAGAAAGUAAAGGAUAAGACUGCAGAAGUUAAAGCUGAGAAAGAGGAGGAAGAAGAGCAACAAGAUGGAAAGGAUAAAGUGCCAAAGAAAGUCAAGAAAGCAAAAAACAAUGUUUUAGCUGCGAUCACAGAGGAGAGUGAGGAGCCAAGCAAAGAAAAGAAAAAGAAGAAAAAGAAAACCACUGAGGAAGAAACAGGUGUAGCUGUGGAGGGAGUAAAUGCAACAAAAAAGAAACCUAAAGUGCCUGAGAAUGGAGUGAAGUUAGAGCCACAGAGUGACACUGAGGUUGAGGAGGUAAAAAUGAAAAAGAAGAAAAAGAAAGACGCCAAGACUAAAGAGGAUGAAAAUGGAGUAGAAACACCUGAGAUCAAAGGCAGCAACAAAAGAACCAAAGAACCAUCAGGUAAAAAGCUGAACAAAGAUAGUGGGUCGAAUGAGAGUGAGAUAGUUAUCAGAGAGGAAGAGGAGACAAAGAAAAAAGGAAAAAAGGAAAAGGGUAGAAAAGCUCCUGUAGAAGUCAGCGAGGUAGAGGAGACAGAGCCAAAGAAAAAGAAGAGGAAAAAGGAAAGCGCAAAGGGAAUGGAAGAGCCAUCAUUUAUUAAAUGUGAAGAAAAUGAGGAUGGGCAGAGAGAGGCCAAUGACACAAGAAGCAAGAAGGACAAAAAGAAGAGGAAGAGUGCUGCUGAGGUGGAACAGGCGGAGAAUGAUGUUCGUGUUGAAACUGGUUCGAAAAAGAAGAAGAAAAAGAUUAAAGAGGAGGUGGAAGAUGAACAGGUGUAUCCCCAAAAGGACGUGGUGUUUCUUUCAGAGAAGAGUGGAAACACUGAUGAGGUCACUAUCAACCAGGAGAGGAGACAAGCUCUGCAAAUGGAGAUUGACAAGGCCUCUCAACCUGAAAAACCAGCUAAACCUUUGGGUUUGGGUCAGUGGAGCACUGCUCAGUUCAACAGCUGUGAACAGCAGCAGAAAUUCCUCCGCUUGAUGGGAGGCUUCAAAAAGGGUUUCCAGCCGGCCACAGGGAGCAGCACCGGAGGAGCCAAUAUGGCAAUGGGGAAGGAGGCACAGCAGCAGUUACAGCAAGGGCUUCUGGGAGAGUUUGAGCGUGCUCACUCACGCAGAAUGGACUUCACUAACAGGGGGGCUGGACUUGGGUUUACUGCACCGUCCAAUAAGAAGUUCUUUAUUGACAUCAAUGCAAGUCGAUCGGUCCGCUUCGAUGACUGAUCAAAGUGAUCCAUUUUUUUAUUUUUAUUUUUAAUUUUUUUUUAUGUGUGGUUUAAGCUUUGGAUUCAUACACUGGUUCACUGGAGAAUCUUUAAACUUGUAUAUAAAUUAAUAUUAGACGAGGAAACACAACAGACAAUUCUGUUUGUACAUACUGUAAAUUAUACAUCCUCUUGCUUGAGGAACUGUUUUUAUGUAGAAGAUUGUGACUGAGAAUCAGUUUCUCACAAGUAUUUGUGUGAUUUCACUGUUUUGUGGCUGCAAAAUGUUGUUCUCCUUAUUUCAGAUUUUCUGUUUGAUGUUCUAGACUAAGAUUUUUUGACUGUUAAUUACUUUGUUCUAAUAAUGGCAAAAGGUGACUACAAACACAAUGUGUUAGAUGCAGUGUUAGAUGACACAUUGAUUUUUACUCCUAUUGUUGUUUCACAUUUAAUAAUCCAGUAUUUUUUGUGACAGAAAAGACUAAGGAUGUUAAAUAAUGUGUAGGGAGAAAGAAUGCUUGCAGUGUGUUUGCAGUGAUUAUGAGGCGGCUGUCCUGCCAGUUGUGUAGAUGUGAGCAGCUGUAUGGCUAAAAAUCACUUGUGCCAUCUCCUUUCAUUUCUGAAUACAAAAUGGCAUCACUUGAAUCAGUCUGGAUAAGAUGGAAUACUAAUGUCACUUGUUUUGAUAGUCAUUUUAUUUCAAUCUUGCACAUGACAUAUGCUGUAAAGUGAAGAGAGAAUAAGGAAAGUAAAAGUACAUUUUACUUCAAAAAUAAAAUGGAAACAUUUCUG
Messenger RNA from Lates calcarifer (barramundi perch), 2773 nucleotides. It is a transcript of the gene knop1, whose product is annotated as lysine-rich nucleolar protein 1. The transcript is spliced from 7 exons. The record is from RefSeq and is a predicted model, not a curated record. NCBI's taxonomy places the organism in Eukaryota, Metazoa, Chordata, Actinopteri, Centropomidae. The coding region runs from base 384 to 2000 and encodes 538 amino acids.